Messenger RNA from Lachancea dasiensis, 1809 nucleotides. Lineage: Eukaryota; Fungi; Ascomycota; Saccharomycetes; Saccharomycetales; Saccharomycetaceae. The record is from the annotation of a GenBank genome assembly.
AUGAUCAGAUCUCCACUCAGGGCCAAGACCAACUCGUUUGGCGGUCCACAAUACGAUUUCCAAUUCCCCAGUUCGGAAAGUAUCCAGAACGAUAUUCUCGAUCAAUACCACAUGUCUAAUCACCACAUCCUGAAUAGCACGCUGCUGCAUCGCGACAAUGCUUCUAAUGUUUUUUCUGACAAAUCAGCCGGGUCCUCAAAUGGUAUCGAAAGCGCUACCUAUUCUUUUGCAAAUAUUUCCGACAACACCACGAGUCGUAGGUUUGGCGCACUUGGCAACAAAAGACCUUCACAGGCCUCAUCAUGGGCUUCCGGGGCUUCGGCGGCCAAUCAGAAGUAUCCUUCAACUCUCGCACCAAGAACUGGUGCUCACGAAAAUUUACGGAGUGCCUCUUUCCAAGCUCGAAGGUCGGAGAGUGCUGCUUUUCUGCGUAGAAGAAGGUCGCCAGAUUUGAAUGGGCAACACUCAAUUUCGACUGAUGCUUGCACAAUUCCAACUGCUGACAAUGAGUCUUUCCAGAUCACAUUCGAAUCCAGUAAGAGCGCAAAGUCACUUGUGAGUUUCCAGAAGGGCUCUAAACCUCGACGUCCAUCAUCUUCAACCAACAAAGCUAUUAUGACACAGAGAAACCCUUCAUCUUUGGGAAGAGCCUCUACUUCAAAUCGUUCUACUUCAAAAUUAAAGAGAUCACAGGCUAUCCGGUGCAAGGGCGGGUUGCUUCAAUUUUUCAACAAGGUGGGAUCCAGAGUAAAAGCAAGAGUUUGCCGCUGGAGGUUAGCAGUAAGGAAGAAACUUUUUACUUUCAAAUCAAGACGUUUAGCCAAGAAAAACAAGCAGCAGACUACUUCCCACUUGAAAAGGGCAAAUGGAUACGUUUCCAAUAUUGAGAGAACAAUGUCUAAUGCUUCACUCAGAAAAGUUAGCGAGAAACGCCCGGAAGUAUGCAAGCCAGGCACAGAUGAUAGCGCACCGACCAGGAAUUCGACAGGUCAGACUCAGCGCACCGUACACGACCAGCCAAAAACAAGCCGAACCUCUUUGAGACGAUCUCCUUCAUCUAUCAAACGAGCAGCUUCAAGCUUAAACCGUGCAAAUUCUAGUGCUAACGCUAGCUCCGACGGCGCUAGGCUGGACAGCCUGGAUUCUAACUCUCGACCAAAAAUCGUCAGAUCAGACCCUUCAAUGUCAUUGAACUCAAUCAUCCGGCAACCAUCGAUUGUGGUCAACAAUAAAGUGAUACCUCUCAGCCGGUUCAACGGGGAAAUGAAUGAUUUUAGUAUAAAAGAAGAAGACGAGGAUGAAUAUGUGAUCGAUACCGAUUACAUGAGGAGAAGUGAUGAUAAUAUAAGCGAUUUUUCGACCUCCAGCUCAAGCAGUAAUGAAGAGGAUUACAAAGACUCCUUAGAGACACCGCUUCCUAUGACUUUUGAAUCUCACGAUGAAAAGGCUACAACUGCCUCAAACUCUUGGAAUCACUAUCUGCGGGCAGUAGUGGCUCAACGUAUCUUGAUGAGAAUCCAGAUCCACAAGUUCCAAGAGUCAGGUGAAGACGUAGUACGCCAACAGCUUAUCGACGCUAUUAUUACGGAUUACGACGACAAUUCCUCGAGCCACUACGAGACCGAUGUUGAGACAGACUCCACGCCACUAACAGCUCUAAGUGGUUCAGAAAAAUGUCUAUCAAGAACAGAUACGUCGGGCGGAUACUCGAAUGCCAAUGACAGCAUAUUGUCGCUAAGACCAUUUCAAGGUGCUCUUCACCAGAAUGUCAAAAGGUCGCUCACUUUACCAAUGGGCUUUAGAGUCUAG